GUACACGUGAGCAGCACGUGAGAGAAGGUACAAAAUGGUACGUAACCUGUGCGCCAAAACCCUAGCAAUCGCCUCAACUCUCCGAUCCCAGAUACAGAGAAGAAAGAACUCCAAAUGGGCAAGGUGAAAGGAAAACAUCGUUUGGACAAGUACUAUCAUCUUGCGAAAGAACAGGGUUAUCGUUCCAGGGCAGCAUGGAAGCUUAUCCAACUCGAUUCCAAGUACAACUUUCUACAUUCAUCUCAAUCAGUACUCGAUCUUUGUGCAGCACCUGGUGGUUGGAUGCAAGUAGCUGUUAAGCAUGUACCAGUUGGUAGUCUUGUUAUCGGUGUUGAUUUGGACCCAAUUAGGCCUAUUCGCGGUGCUAUUUCUGUUCAACAUGAUAUCACCACACCUAAAUGUCGUUCAAUUAUUAAGAAACUUAUGGCUGAAAAUGGCUGUAGAGCUUUUGAUUUGGUUCUUCAUGAUGGUUCCCCUAAUGUUGGUGGUGCUUGGGCUAAAGAAGCUACUAGUCAGAAUUCUUUGGUUGUUGAUUCUGUUAAGCUUGCUACUGAAUUGUUGGCUCCUAAAGGGACUUUUAUUACAAAGAUUUUCAGGUCUCAAGAUUAUAAUGCAGUUCUUUACUGUCUAAGACAGCUGUUUGAGAAAGUUGAGGUGGACAAACCUCUGGCUAGUCGUUCAGCAUCUGCCGAAAUUUAUAUUAUAGGUUUUAAAUAUAAAGCUCCUGCCAAGAUCGAUCCACGACUUCUUGAUGUAAAGCACCUCUUUCAAGGAGGUAAAGAGCCCCCUAAGGUGAUUGAUGUACUCGGGGUGACAAAGCAGAAGAGACACCGUGAUGGGUAUGAAGAUGGAGCCACUGUAUUAAGGAAGGUUUGCUCAGUCGCAAAAUUUGUUUGGUCCGAAAACCCUGUUCAGGUCCUUGGUUCAUUUACUUCAAUGAGCUUUGAUGAUCCUGCAUGUUUGGCCAUUAGAGAUCAUGCUCUUACAACAGAGGAGGUUAAAUCUCUAUGUGACGAUUUGCGUGUUCUUGCAAAGCAAGACUUCAAGUAUCUCUUAAAGUGGCGUAUGCAGAUAAGAAAAGCUCUGUCUCCUGAAAAAAUCAAGACCUCAACAACUGUUGUUGAAAGUGAGAGCAAAGAAGUUGAAGAUGAAGAUGAAGAUGAAAGAGUUCUCAAUGAAAUAGAGGAGAAAACCAAUGUUUUGGAGAAAAAACAGAAAAAAGAGAAGAGACUUCAAGCAAAAAGACGAGCCAAGGAGAAAGCACGCAAGGCACUUGGGAUACAAGUAGAUGCGACAGAGGAUGGUUAUGUUGAUGAGGAUUUGUUUUCUCUAUCUUCCAUCAAGGGAAAGAAAGAUCUCGUAGCUGUUGAUAACAAUGAAUAUGAUAAAGAAGCUACUGAGGUAAGCGAUGAAAACAAUGAAUGUGAUGAGGAGCAUUCAUCCAGUGAUCUGGACUCUGAAGACGAACGCAGAAGACAUGAUGAUAAUAUAGAGGCAUUAUUUGAUGAGGCUUAUGAACGGUAUUUGGGUAAAGUGGAAGGUAAAUCAAAACAGAGAAAUUUAUCCAAACAAGCUCUCUUGAAGGAUGGUCAACUCCUGCAGGAGGGCAAUGAUGAUAGCAUGUUGACUCAUUCUGCUCAAGACUCCAAGAGUGACAAGGAAGAUGAUGAAGUCAACCCUCUUGUUGUACUCCUCGAGGAUGCACCACCUCAGGAGGAGAUGGUGAAGCAGUGGUUUACUCAGGAUGUUUUUGCUGAAACUGAAGAGCAAGAUUUGUUGGACAAGUAUGGCAGUGAAGAUGAAAUGCAAAUAGAUGGAGGGGCGAAGAAGACCCAAAAGUCCAAGGUACAGACAAAUGAUAAACAGCAGGGAGAAACUAAGGAUCUGACAAGGAAAACAAAUGGUGGUUUACCAGUCUCAGCUUCUAAGACAGCUGGUGAUUUUGAGAUAGUACCUGCUCCUGCUACUGAUUCAAGUGAUUCAUCAUCCGAUGAAUCAGAUGACGAUAUUGACACUAAGGCUGAAAUAUUGGCUACCGCAAAGAUGAUGCUGAAGAAAAGGCCUAGGGAAGAAAUGAUUGAUGAUGCUUACAACAGAUACAUGUUUCAUGAUGAAGGAUUGCCUAAGUGGUUCAUUGAUGAGGAAAAGAGAAAUUACCAGCCAGUGAAACCCGUGACAAAAGAGGAGAUUGCUGCAAUGAGAGCUCAAUUUAAAGCGAUUGAUGCUCGGCCUGCAAAGAAGGUAGCAGAAGCCAAAGCUCGUAAGAAACUGGCAGCACACAGAAAGCUAGAGAAGUUUCGGAAGAAAGCUAACUCAAUAUCAGAUCAAACUGAAAUCUCCGAAGGUUCAAAGAGAAAAAUGAUUGAACAGCUAUACAGGAAGGCGGCAACAACAAAAAAACCCGAAAGGGAAUAUGUAGUGGCGAAGAAGGGAGUUCAAGUUAAGGUUGGCAAGGGAAAAGUCCUUGUCGAUCCAAGAAUGAAAAAAGAUGCAAGAAAGCAUGGAAUGAAAAAGAAGAAGCAGAGCAAGGGUAAGAAGGGCAACCAAAAAGGAAAAGGCUCAGGGAAGGCUUCAGCAGCAGGCAACAAGGGAAACCGGGUAAAAUGAAAUGAAUUAGGAUUGUUGAGGUGCUUAAGCUCUCGACUUUUGUUUACAUUUUGACAUGAAUUUAGUCAAAGAUUUUCUGGUUUCUUCUUGCUUUUUCUUGUCAUAUCUUUUUCUAUUUCUAAACUUUUGAAAAUACUGAUUGAUUUCUUUGCAAUAUGUUGUCCACUGUCGUCUCACCACGUUUCUGGUGAUCUUUCAA
Molecule: messenger RNA, 2806 nt
Organism: Capsicum annuum
Lineage: Eukaryota; Viridiplantae; Streptophyta; Magnoliopsida; Solanales; Solanaceae
Product: pre-rRNA 2'-O-ribose RNA methyltransferase
Exons: 11
Coding region: 115-2607 (830 amino acids)
Biological process (GO): rRNA methylation; maturation of 5.8S rRNA from tricistronic rRNA transcript (SSU-rRNA, 5.8S rRNA, LSU-rRNA); maturation of LSU-rRNA from tricistronic rRNA transcript (SSU-rRNA, 5.8S rRNA, LSU-rRNA)
Cellular component (GO): nucleolus; preribosome, large subunit precursor; nucleus
Molecular function (GO): rRNA (guanine) methyltransferase activity; rRNA (uridine-2'-O-ribose)-methyltransferase activity
Source: RefSeq, a predicted model, not a curated record